This is a messenger RNA of Drosophila albomicans, 1012 nucleotides long. Its product is annotated as alpha N-terminal protein methyltransferase 1. Gene Ontology annotation, biological process: N-terminal protein amino acid methylation. Gene Ontology annotation, molecular function: N-terminal protein N-methyltransferase activity. Lineage: Eukaryota; Metazoa; Arthropoda; Insecta; Diptera; Drosophilidae. The transcript has 2 exons. The record is from RefSeq and is a predicted model, not a curated record. The coding region runs from base 109 to 921 and encodes 270 amino acids. Gene Ontology annotation, cellular component: cytoplasm.
UUAAGUUUAACUGAACCAAUUGGUAAAAAAGCCAAUUCAAGUAACGGUUACACUGUUCCAUACGAAAUUCACGUUGCUAAAGCGAUAGGAGUUCAAUCAUGUUGAGAUAUGUCUAACACACUCGACAAAGACUUAUUGUCAAAAAUGGACAAUGUAAAUGUUGCUGGACACGAAAGCACAGAAAAUGACGAUGCCCAAUUAGCGAAUAACAUUGAGCAAGCGGAACCGACCACUAAUCGAGAUGCCAUAGGAACGGAAAAUAAGGUUGUACCUGAAUUUUACAACAAAGCACAAAAGUACUGGGCUGAGGUGCCAGCAACGGUUAAUGGAAUGCUCGGUGGCCUGGGCUACAUCAGUGCCAUCGAUAUACAAGGCUCCAAAAAUUUUCUGCGAGAAAUAAAAGUGCCGGGGAAAAAGUUGGCAUUGGAUUGUGGAGCUGGCAUCGGAAGAGUUUCACGUAAUCUCCUCAUGCCAUUGUUCGCUACUGUUGAUCUUGUCGAACAGGACACAGCAUUCACCGAGAAGGCACGCGAAUUAUGCACCUCGGAGGAGGGAGGUCGACAAAAUAGUUUGGGAGAAAUCUACAAUGUGGGUCUACAGGAGUUCUCGCCUUCGCACAAAUACGACCUCAUCUGGUGCCAGUGGGUCUUGGGUCACCUAACGGAUCAAGACUUGGUGGCAUUUUUUCGUCGCAUGCGUCUGAGCUUGGAGCCUGGUGCAUACUUUUGUAUGAAGGAAAAUGUCAGCACUUCGAAGACAAUAAUAAAGGAUGAUGAAGACUCAUCUGUCACGCGUCCUCUUGCGUUAUACGAGGAGUCCUUAAAGGAAGCUGGCUUUCGAAUUGUGAGAAAGGUGCGACAGCAAAACUUUCCGAAAGGCCUUUUCCCAGUGUACAUGAUCGCCUGUAGGCCAAGAACAUGACUGAAAUCUGUCUGGAAGAUGAACUAACGAAAGACUUGACAAAUGUGAAUAUCAAAAAGAAAGCACAAAAUAAAUCUUUAUUGCUUGAGUA